Chlamydomonas reinhardtii is the source of this 3911-nucleotide messenger RNA. RefSeq lists its product as uncharacterized. Bases 217 to 2622 code for a protein of 801 amino acids. The transcript is spliced from 7 exons. The record is from RefSeq and is a predicted model, not a curated record. NCBI's taxonomy places the organism in Eukaryota, Viridiplantae, Chlorophyta, Chlorophyceae, Chlamydomonadales, Chlamydomonadaceae.
CUUAUCUAUACUGCAAACAGUUUAUUAAGAACUGUAUAUUGCAUAGUCAAGCCGCGGCUCUACAUGACGAGGCUAAGUGACUGUCCUCGUCUGUGCAGGCUUUCAAUCUCAUUCGGUGGCUUUUAAGUACUACGUUACUUCAGAAAUGGCGCACGUUUCUGCCGCUUUCUACUGAAGCUGACCAGAGCGACCUCCCGAGGAAUUUCCCCUAUAGCGAUGACGGCUCCUGAGCCGCUUUUGCCUAAUCGGCAGGCGCUUGGCACUGUGCUGGUCUCACGGACCAUUUUGAGCGAGCUGGCGCAAGUGUCCGCUCAGCUCGAGGAUUUGGGCUUUGCUGAAACGUUGGGCGGCCAGGUCGUGCUUAUUCGCCCGAAGUUGGACAUGCCAGUCAUUGCGCGUCGCGUCCUGAGACUGGAGGGCGAUGACCGAGUCUGUGUGGAGGAGGGCGAAAAUGGGAGCCGGACGUAUGCGCUGCGCUGUGUGCUGGACGCGGAGGCGAGUGAGCAGCAAUGGCGGGGGGCGGUGGCGGAGCUCUGCAGCCGCCUGCUGCAGGGCCAGGCGAGGCACUUUACAAUGCAAGAGCUGCGACGGACAGCAGAGCGCACCGCCCGCAUGUACGAGUGCUGGCGGGAGCUGGAUGCAUGGCAGCGUGCCAGCAGCAGCACCGUCAGCAGUGCUGACGCCGCCGGUGCCCUUCCAGUUCGACUGGUCAACGGCCUCGCGCGCAUCCUGCAGAGCCCGGCUGAUACCGCCGCUAUGUCUCUCAUUUGGGCUGCCUGGGAAAUGCACCUACAGCCCUGGACCGAGUCCGGUGCACGACAGCUCGGAGGGGAGGGGACCGCUUUGGUGACUCAGCUUCCUGCAUCAGCCUCUGCAGCCAGGGUGGCUGCACUGCCCGCCCAGGAGGCAGCCGCUGCGAUGCACUACCAGGACGUGGACGCGCAUGCCGACCUACAGCAGCCACACCAUCAGCAGCCAUGGUGGCAGCAGCCAAACAAGAAGCCACCGCAAGUCAUCAUUGGUGACGACCCUGAUGAUAACAGGCCCCAAGCGGGUCACCUGGACACGUGGCCACCCACGCCCUCACCGCCAGGCUCCUCAGCCUGCAAGUCACAUGAGUCUGGAGAUGAGCACGAUGAGGAGACAAUGGAUGGGCCAGGCAGCAGCGGUCUGCCACGCACAUCUCUGGUGUCUCAGACUGCUGCUGCUGUCGGGAGGGGAGACACAGAGGGUGGUCCAUAUGCAUGGCAGCAGCAAGUCAGGGGCCUGCAGGGGGAUGAGGAGGGGGGCAUGGCUGUAGCCGGGCACCAGCAGCUUGAUUACAAGGACUCCAGAAGGAGCAGGGAUGCUCCGAAUGCAGCAAGGGGUGCAGCAGCAGGACCUGGGAGGCAAGCGUGCAACGGCAGUAGAAGCCGCAGCCCCAGCAGCUCUCGGCAUGCCCGGCGCUCAUGCUCACAAUCACCACAGCAAGCCAGGCGUGAUGCAGCUGCACGACCACAGUUCACUGAGGAGGACCAGAAGUGGGUUGAAAGGCUGCACCAAUGGCUGCUCCGGCAGCCACAGAGAGAGGUGGCAUAUGAGGGCCCAAACAGUGAUGUACGGAUGUCAGUACCAAAGUCAAUCUUGGAGCGGUUGGGCAUGACCAUCACGCAAUUCUACUUGGCAUGGCCUGAUCUGUUUGCUGUGGACUACUCUUAUGUCAAGGCAGUUGAAGGUCCCUCGUCAACACCUGCAACUGGCAAAGGUUCAGCCAGCAACUGGGGCAGGCCAAGCACCUCUGACUUGGCUGGGCCGCCAGCAUGGUCACAUGUGGUGCGGGAACCAAGAAGGAGCUCAGAAGAUGGAGGACGCCAACAGGGGCGAGGGGACUUGGGCCCUGUACUGAACAGGGACAGGGAAAGGGGUCGUGAGCGAUCACUUUGGCAGUCAAGAUCAAGGUCAAGAUCUCGCUCACAGUCGCCUCGGUGGCGAGAAGAGCCAAUCCACAGCAGCCGCAGUGGCAGGGUCAAAUCCAGGGGUCGCCCCAGCCGACCAUGGGAGGAGCCACAAAACAUGCCAGCCAGCAUGCAGGACCAGGCGGCUGAGGACAAGGAAGAAAGGCAGUGGGCAGAGCGUGUUCACCAAUUCCUGUUGACUCGACCAAGGUUGGAGGCAUCAGCAGGAACCCUACUCAAGGAGGGCUUGGGUGUGCCACAACGCUUCCUUGACCGCAAGGGUCUGAAGCUUUUUUGGUUCUUGGAUAGCUUCAAGGACCUUUGGACGCUUGAACUCCCGGUCUUUGCUGACAAGCAGGCUGUCCUGCUCCAUGCUGUCCCUAAACACCAGCAGCCUGCUGCUGACAUUGCUGUGGGUGUGGUUAUGCAAGAGACUGAGGGCCAGUAUGUUCGGCGACUGUACCAGCACCUUCUGGAGAAGCUCCCCCUUGGUGUUGAGAUGAACAACCUGAAAGGGGGCAGUCUGCGGAUACCAAGCCAUCUCUUUGGUGGGAGUUACAGAACUGUCAGUGCUUUCCUGAGGCAUUGGCGUGAUGUAGGACUGUGGCGCAUGUCAGAGGACAGGCCACUGGUGCUCACAGCCAGGACUGGUGGCAGGGUGCAGGAGGUGCUGGAAGGGCUACACUGAGUGCAGAUGAGGACCAGAUGAGUGCAUGUGUAGAGUGUACCGCUCUCAGGUGUUGGAUGGUGGUUUGCACACACGGAUUUGGUUGCCUGAGUGUAUUGCAAGGUAAGAUUUGUUUUGUAUGUGUGUAAUAAUGUAUGCUUGUAGCAGAAUAUGGUCCGUACUUGCAUCAAAUUGCCAUUGAACAUGAAGGCUUAAUAGUAGCGUGUUGGCAGUUCAUGGCAUGUCAUGGUGAUGUAUAUAUGUAGGGCUUUUGGUGAAAGGGCAUAGGUGGUUUGGCACCAAGUAAGGUGGUUGCACUGCCACAAAACUGCCCCAAAUUCUGUACAGCAACUGGUUGAAAUUUGCAUCCAAGAGAGAAUUGAAGAUAACCAUGUGUGUGGCAUCUUGAACGGGAUGUUAUUUGUGAGACCAGACAUGGAUGGGUACAUGCCUACACUGCUCUCCAUUUCUGCAGGGCCCAGAUGGGCAGCACUUGUGGUGCAGCAGUAUCUCCCAACUUGAUGCCAAAUGCACAAAUGGUGGUACCAGUACACCACACAGUAGCAGUAGAGGAGCGAGGAACAGAUAGGACACCAGGUGCUGGCAGUGGGCCGGAGGUCAUAUCUUGUUUUUGGGUCUAGCUCCAGACAAAAACGGCCGGGUGGCCGCCGCCUUUUAUCUGAGCACAUGGUGGUUGAUGGGGGCUUCACCAUAGGAAUUUGGACGAACCCAGCCCCAAACCCGGGCCAACAAAGUCUCCGCCAAGACCUUGGCUCCCAAGAGGAAUGUCCAGGAAACGGCCAAAAUGGCCAAUUAAUGUCUGGAGACAUUAAGAUAGGAGCCCUGAGUGAGCUGCUGUUGAUGCAGGGCUGGCAGCAUCAGUUGCUUACAGUUGCUGUCAUGUCUGCUGGGCUGCCUGGGCAUUCUGCCCUUGUGAGGGUGGCAAGGGCGACCUACCCUGUGGACAUUGUGGGCGCAGCAGCUCUCACUCCAGCUCCACACUUGGGGACAGAAGUGAGUGCUGAAUCAGGGGAGGGGUAGAAGCUCAGGAUCUUACCCCAUGCUCAAAAUUGCAGAGCUUUAGAAGAGCAUUAUGCACGUGCUUUUAGUUGUUUCAGGGGUUUCCAUGCAUUGCGUCAUGUUACAAUUUGUGAGGGCGGCUCCGCCACCGGAAAGGGUACCUGCAAGCAGAGAACUGCGGUCUUCGUGCGGGGUUGGGAGGGCGAGCCUGAAACGCCGUGUAGCCAUGCAAAGAUAGAGCAUAGCCAGGGACGAUGGCAUCAGUACUGACAGAACAAAACUCGCAAAGU